AUGGGCACCGGCAUGUGCUCCAGGAGGCAGAAGGGGCUCCUGCAGACCGCCUUCUGCCUGGUCACCGUGGCGUGCCUGGGCUCCGGAGUUUUCCUCUACAACCACUUGCAGCAGAAGGUGCGGAACGCAGAAGCCCUGGCCCAGAAAUACAAACAGCAGCAGGAAGCGCUGUCAGCGCAGCUCCAAGUGGUGUACGAGCACAGGUCCCGGCUGGAACGGUCCCUGCAGAAGGAGCGAGGGGAGCACAAGAAGACAAAGGAAGAUUUUUUAGUGUACAAGUUAGAAGCUCAGGAAGCUCUCAACAAGGAGAAGCAAGACUCCAUGAACAGAUAUGGGGCCCUCAGCUCCCAGCACAAGAUCCUGAAGAACCAGCACGACGAUGUCAAGAAGCAGCUGCUUGACCUGCAGGUGCAGCACAACAGCCUGAAGCUGGAACACCGCAAGACACUGGAGAGCCACAGCCAGAAAUACGCCCAGCUGCAGCAGGAGAAGGACAGCGAGGUCACCAGCCUGCAGGAUACAGUGUUUAAACUCAGGGAGGAGAGCAAGCUCCUUCGGAAGGCCCACCAGGAGGUUCACUCCCAGCUCCUUAAUGCCCAGGCCCAGAUGGAAGAGUUCAGGCAGCUCAAGGAAGCUCUACAGAAGAUGCCAGGCUUCAGAGGAGGAGGAGGAGGAGCUGGGAAGGGGCAGCAGCCCGUGGUGCCAGCCCACAGCCAGCUGCAGCUGGGGAGGCAGAAGGGUUUUCCAGUCAAUCCAGAGAACGGGGUCCCUCUGGCAUCCCCAGUCUCUGGGUUCCAGAGGCCGGCAGAAGUCCCGAUGCUGCAGGGACAGAACUCCUACAGCAAGGACGGCCCGAGGCCACAGCCAAACGUGCCCUUAACCCACCCCACCCCACCCCAGGAUGCCAACUCGCUGCCAGAGGCUGUGCCAGCCUGGCCAGCGCGCCGUGGGGACGGGCACGUGGUGAGGUUCACCCGGACCAUGAACAGCUUCCCAAACGGGAACCCCGACGUGAAGAUGGUGAUGCGCAUCCAGGUGAGGAGCCACGAGGAAAGCCAGGCUCCUGGGCUGGCCCUGCCUGGUCCCAGACAACCCUCUGCAGCAGGAAAACCUCCAGUUCCAGACAGCCACCUCUCCCCAGGGAACAGACAGGGGCAAAUGCAAAGCUGGAAAGACAUAGUGAACAAGGUGAAUGCCCAGAUGGACGAAGAACAAGCACGUGGUUACCCAAAGAACCUCCAGUUUGAGCCCCAGCCUGGGCAGGAGGGGCAGAGGGGCAGCUCCCAGGCCCCCAGCCAGGGGAGAGGGGAAGAGCAUCACAGAGCUGAGCAGGGAGGAGAGAAGGAGAGGAUGGAUGAGGAAGAACUGGAAAUGGAUGCAGGAGUGAUUGAGAGGGAGGAGAACUUGCACCCCCAGAAAGAGACUGUUGUCCAGGAGCCAAUGAUGCCAGAUGAUGCUGCAGAUCCUGCCCAGGAUCCCAAUAACCAAGGCGAGGAUGAGUUUGAGGAAGCUGAGCUGGAGAGACCCGACUUCGAAGAGAAGGUGGGAGGUUUGGAGAAGUUCAAGGAGCCCAGUGUGAAAGAAGAGUCAAAGGAGAAGCCACUGAAGGAUGCUGGCAGACCUGCCAAGCCCAGGGAAGACCCAAUGGAUGACUAUCAAGAAGAUCAGGAGCAAGAAAUUGUACGACACCAAGGAGGAUCAUGGAGGUGAGGUGGAUGACAACGAUGACCUGGAGCUUGUCCAAGAGCAGAAGGACCGUGUGGGCCUGCGGGGAGCUGGUGGCAAGAAGGAUGACUACUACUGAGAGAUGCUGAAGGAAAACGGGAUACUCUCGGAAUGAGGGGACGGGAACUCCUCCUGGGAACUGGCUCCUGUAUUAAACACUGCCCAGAACAAAGGCAGGAGGAGGUAACUCUUGCAGGCCCUGAGCAGGGGCCUUGCAGACGUGAUUACAUCUCUGUGUGGGGGCCGUUGGCUCUCCGGUCGAUGGCAUGGAAGUGCUCCCAGACUGUAGGAACGAUUUUAUCCUGCUGCUUUUCUUAGAAGCACUUUUUGAUUUACUGUGUUCUUCACCUUCUUGUUUUCCAUAUCCCCUCCACAGCUGGAGAGGGGGUUUUUUUGUUGGUUUUUGGGGGUAUUUUACCCCCCUGGGCAGCAGAGGGGUGCCUGAACCGAUCCCUGGACUUACUCAACUGAUUGCUAAUACAAAGGAAUCUCUCUUCAUAAAA
Pseudopipra pipra is the source of this 2228-nucleotide messenger RNA. Its product is annotated as Golgi integral membrane protein 4-like. The transcript is spliced from 14 exons. The record is from RefSeq and is a predicted model, not a curated record. Bases 1 to 1710 code for a protein of 569 amino acids. Gene Ontology annotation, cellular component: Golgi apparatus; Golgi membrane. Lineage: Eukaryota; Metazoa; Chordata; Aves; Passeriformes; Pipridae.